AUGGCGGUUAUCUUGUUUUGUGGACGCCAACUGCAGGUCUUGGUGAUUGGCUCAGCCCUGUCCAUCCUCACUGGCACCCUCCAUGAGAUCCGGCAGGUAAACAACGAGCGUAGCAGAAAGCGCAGGGAGCUGCGGAUCUUUCUCCAGACCAAGGCGGUGCCAACAGAGUUGUUGAUGCGCAUUAUGAGCUAUGCCGACUACAAGAUGGCGCGCCAGUCCCCGAUUGGGUAUGACACAAGUCUUAUCUCGCCUAUGCUGGAAGCGGAGUUGGCAACAUUUCAGUUCGGAGGCCACUUGGCCAUCAUUUCUGAGCUGUUCAAUGCCCAGGCAUUGGUGUUGCAGACAUUCGCAGACUUCUGCGGUGCUCUUGUCAAGCAGUUCUAUAGUGAGGGGGAGUCCGUCUUCACUGCGGGCUCUUUGGCAGAGAUGAUGUACAUCACUAGCCAUGGGGAUUUCUCCUUAGGCGACGAUGAGACCCAUGCCAGCAGAACCUUCAGUGGGAACCACAACUACUUCGCCGAGGUCUCCCUUUAUGUGGAAGCAGUGAUGCACAAUUGCACCCUGCAAGCCGAGUCCUUCGGAGAGGUCUUUGUCCUGACGGGCUCCAAGCUGGCUUCAGUGCUGGCAAACUCUCCGAUGUGCACCACGAUGUUCAUUGAAUACGCCAACCAGUACAUCCGAGCCUACUCCGAUGCGAUGAGCCGGAAGGAGCAUGACGAUGCUUUGGAAAUGGAGAGGGCCUGUGCUUCAAAAGCGACCUUCACAAAUUCGUUCUACAUGGAUUUGAACGUGGAUGAGCGGAAGAUGCUCAGAUCAAUUAACCUAAAGGAGCUGCAAGAGCAGGAGGACCGGUCAACGCCCCUGGAGUUUGUUGAACAAGUGCUGAGGAGCAAUCAACCGGAAUUCCUUGACCAGCUGCGCAAGUCCUUUGUGGAGCUUGACACUGCUGAUGGCCUUCACACAAGGUACGGCGAGCUCAAAGAGCAAGAAAAGGUCGAGAGCGGCAUCCUGAGCUUGGUGGCCUUGGCGCGAGGCGACUACGAGGCUUACACCUCCCCCCAGAGCGGAGCAAACCGCCUGACCAUGGCUCAGUGGGAGCAACUUCAGGGUGUACUUCUUUGGGCCGAGCCUACCCCAGAGAAAGUGAUGGCAGCAAUCUGGCUUCUAGCAGUGCGGCCCAUGGGCAAGUACAGGGCAGUGACAUCACAGCUCCCAAGCCAUGCACAGCGGCCAGACCAAGCAGUACGGUACAUCCUUGCUGGCUAUCCCCUUGUGUCACCUUCUGGCGAUGCCUUAACAACUCACGUCCGAGCCUUUGUGACAUCCACUCUUGAGCUGCAGCUGGAUUUCAACUUUGCACAGAUGUUGCAGGGUGAAAACGUGCCGGCCAACCUUUUGCAACUGAAAGAGUUCAUCCUGAAGAAGAGCGGCGAAGAGACUUUGAAGUUCUAUGUACUGUUUCUGCUGGGAUUCCUGAGUGGUCUAGCUGGUGGCAAUGGCUCCCGCUUUAUGAACUGCAGCAAUGCCCGGUCCACGAUUCCCGGGCUUCACAUCCUCAUGCGGGUCUUGGAGAAGGACCCGAUGUGUGGCGGUUUGCUGUGGAAACCGCGAGCGCUUCUCGAACCCACAGCACUUUACUGGACCUACAUCCACAACCGUGCGGUGGACUUGGGCCGUCAGCCAUCCAAUACGGCUGAUCUUGCCGUGGUGCGCUUGGCCUGCCUGUGCAGGGCACAGAAGCCCAAGGACCUGCAGGUGCUGCAAGAGUCCUGGCAGCAGCUCACGAGUGCCGAACAGCGCAGUUUAUUGCAGCACUUUUUAGCGGAUGGCGUGGUCAACCAGGCCAUUGUCUUUGAGUUCCUGCCGCUGUGCUUGGAGCGCGCCAAAUCCAACGCUUUCGUGACAAUCCCUGUGCUGCUGCAGGUGCUGGUGGAGCUUUUAGCUGCCGUACGUGCAGUAGCGCCCAAAGCAGUGGCCUCUGUGGUGAAGGAAAAAACACUUCCUUUUUUUCCAGGCAGCAAGCUUCAGACCUUGUCCGUCGACCUGGCAGACCUGGCUGCCUUCAUCUUGAUGGUGCAAAACAGCUACAUCUUUCAGACUUGCCUGUGCCGAGCGAAGUUGCGUUUGAUUGGCGGCCGGCUGGUCUUGGAGGUGUCCCAGGAGAACUGGCGUCGAGUUCGGGAACCCCACACAGAUGUCAUCAUGCUGGCAAAUUCCGUCCGGGAUCUGGUGAAGCACCACAAGCAAGAGAAGGCAGGUGUGCGCAGGGACACCCUUUAA
Molecule: messenger RNA, 2280 nt
Organism: Durusdinium trenchii
Lineage: Eukaryota; Dinophyceae; Suessiales; Symbiodiniaceae
Source: the annotation of a GenBank genome assembly